AUGAAAUUUAAUAGUGUUGAUGAGGGUGUUGAAUUUUAUAAAUCAUAUGCACUUGCUGCUGGUUUUAACACUAGGAAGUCUACCAGUAAAAGGCAUACAGAGAAAAAAUUGGCAUUCCAAUAUGUCUUAUGCAACAAACAGGGUUUCAAGGAGAAGAAAAAGCCUAUUGUUGAGAGUAUUCUAAAUGAUAAAGAAGGACAAAGCAAGGAAGGCAAGAUUUCAAUAACAAGAAAAAGAUUAGUCACUCGUGUUGGGUGCAAAGCUUUUAUGGUUCUAAAACAUUGUGAAGAUGAAAAGUAUAUAGUAACACAGUCCCACGAAGGACAUACUCAUCCCCUCUACACACCAAGUUGUAAUCUAUUUCAAAAAGAAGGAAGAAAGAUGAACAUUUUGCACAAAAAAAUGAUUGUUGAUAACUCUAAGGUGAAUAUUGGCCCUGUAAAAACUUUUCGAAUGAUGAAGGAAAUACUUGGAGUUGAUGAUGAUUCUUGUCUUUCUAGAGCUCUUUGGGCGGAUCCUAUUUGUAAAAAAAAUUAUGCUCUCUUCGGCGAUAUGAUAUCUUUUGACACCACUUACCAAACUAACAGGUACAACAUGGUAUUUACUCCAUUUACAGGGGUUGAUCAUCACAAGAGUUGUAUCACUUUUGCGGCUGGUUUCAUAGCAAAGGAAGAUAUUGAAUCAUUUGAGUGGCUUUUCAAAACAUUUCUUAAGGCAAUGGGCAAUAAUGAACCUAAUUGUCUUAUCACAAAUCAAGAUCCAGCUAUCAAAAUUGUUGUUAAUAGAGUGUUUCAAAAAUCUGAACAUCGGUUCUCUGAGUUUGAAGAAAGGUGGAAUAAGGUGAUGGUUGAGUUUGAAUUGGAAGGUAAUGAGUGGUUGUGUUAUAUGUACGAGAUAAGGGAUAAGUGGAUUCCGGCAUAUUUCAGAGAUGUGUUCCUGGGAGGAAUAAUGCGUACCACGUCAAGAUCAGAAAGUGAAAAUAACUUUUUUUGCUCUUUUAUCAAUCCUCACGUUUCACUUGUUGAGUUUUACAUGAGAUAUGAAGCUGCAAUUGAUGCCCAGAGACACGCUCAAGGUCAAAACGACAAUGAUUCAAAGCACAAAUACCUAGAGUGCAAGACACCACUAGGGAUAGAAAAGUAUGCCUCAACCAUAUACAUUAUUUCUGUUUUUUAUGACUUCCAAUAUGAGGUAGAAAUGGCUUGUUUUUCUUGUGGGUGUGAAGAGUUUAAGAGAGAAAAUGGAUUAGAAAUUGCAAAAUUUGGCAGAGGGGACGAUGAAGAUAUUAAAGACCUUGUGAUUAAUCUUCGAGGAUUGAGGUUGGAUUUGGAAGCUAAAAGAAAUGCAAGAAGUAAUGGUGAAAGGAAUGCUACUAACAAAGAAAAAGACAUAGAACUAUUAAUUGGAGCUAGUGUUCCAAGUGAAAUAUCUAUCAAACCUCCAAAAAUUUCUAAGAACAAAGGUACAGGAGUUCAUAUGUCAAAUGUUGAAACGAGAUCUGUAGAGACUUCAAAUGUUGAAACAAGAUCUGUAGAGACUUCAAAUGUUGAAACAAGAUCUGGAAGUGGGAAAAGACUAAAGGGGGACAAAGAAAUGGCGGUAGAACAAAAUCAGAAAAAAAAAAGAGGUUAUGCAAAGGUUGUGGGGAAUUGA
Molecule: messenger RNA, 1653 nt
Organism: Chenopodium quinoa (quinoa)
Lineage: Eukaryota; Viridiplantae; Streptophyta; Magnoliopsida; Caryophyllales; Amaranthaceae
Product: protein FAR1-RELATED SEQUENCE 5-like
Exons: 6
Coding region: 1-1653 (550 amino acids)
Biological process (GO): regulation of DNA-templated transcription
Source: RefSeq, a predicted model, not a curated record